This is a messenger RNA of Syngnathus acus (greater pipefish), 2971 nucleotides long. RefSeq names its product SH2 domain containing 3A (gene sh2d3a). The transcript has 17 exons. Gene Ontology annotation, molecular function: phosphotyrosine residue binding; guanyl-nucleotide exchange factor activity. The record is from RefSeq and is a predicted model, not a curated record. Gene Ontology annotation, biological process: positive regulation of peptidyl-serine phosphorylation; small GTPase-mediated signal transduction. Lineage: Eukaryota; Metazoa; Chordata; Actinopteri; Syngnathiformes; Syngnathidae. The coding region runs from base 185 to 2659 and encodes 824 amino acids.
GAGACACAGACGGUUAGUGACCAGUUGGAUACGGGAAAAGCGGGAGAAAGCGAAACAUCGCACGGAAGCGCUCCCGGAAUUUCGAAGGAGCCGGCCGGAUUCUGGAGCAAAGUGCUCGACUUGACGGAAGUCAUGCUGCCUGCCACUUUCUGCUGGUGAUUGUUUUCGUCUGCGCGGGUCAGACAUGAAUAAUCGCUCCAUCGCUUGGUGGCUGGGGCAGAUCGGCUUGCCUCAGUAUACCAAGGCUCUGGAGAGUGAAUAUUACGGACUGGAGGGUCUGCUGAACGUGAACGACGACGAGCUGAAGCAGGCGGGGAUCGAGGAUGCCUUGCACAGAGAAACCAUCCUGACUCAGCUUCUGAGCCACCGCCAGAAGCUCUACCCUCACUUGGGUGUGCAAAUGGAGCGCAGAGUGAGCAGGAAGUACUCGCUGGGCUCGUCCUUGGAUUUGGUGAAGCCAAGGCAGGAUCUUUUCCGCCAGAGUGUCCUGCCCCGCCUCCACCGCGCUGACAAGAAACAGCGCCUGUCCGCGUCCUGCACGCAGCUGCGGCCUCUGGACGAGGAUCACGCUUCUGGCACGCUGGACGGCUGUCGAGAAAGCAAGCGCAGCAAAAGGAGGAGCCUUGCCGUAUACUUGAGCCGGCUGAAGGUGUUUAGUGGUCACAAGGAGAUGGACGUGCUGAAGAAGGAACUGGAGGAAGAGCUGAAGCUUAGCACCGAGGACCCCAGGAGCCAUGCCUGGUACCACGGACCCCUCACCAGAGAGGCUGCCGAGGCUCUUUUCGACAGGGACGGGGACUUCCUGGUGCGAGACUCCAGCUCGUCUCCGGGCGACUACGUCCUCAGCUGCUACUGGAGGAACGAGCCCAUGCACUUCAAGAUCAUACGGGUGGUGCUGAGACCCAAAAAGGGCUACUCCCGGGAGCUGUUCCAGUUCGAAGAGGACCGCUUCGACAACGUCCCCGCUCUGAUCCGCUUCUACGUGGGCGACCGGCGGCCCAUCUCCCAGGCCUCGGGCGCCAUCAUCUUCCACCCGCUGACCAGGACGCUUCCUUUGCGCGUCAUCGCCGAGCGGCAGCGGGCCGCCGAGGCCAAGUCGCAUGUGGAACGCGGCAAACGGCUCAGCUUCAGCAGCGCGCCGGGAGACGCCCUGCACGCCAACCCGCUGCUCAGGAGCGGGAGUCACCCCGGUAACCUGGAGAACCUCGGAUGCAGGCCUUUGCUCCAGUCGGCCCAGUCGGACAGCAACCUGAGGCCAGGCACUCCUCAGAAGGCCAAACCGGAAGACGCCGGCCCCCCUCCCAUCUCGCCGGUGUUCCGCACGGGGAGCGAGCCGCUCCUCAGCCCCAAGCCGCGGCAAACGCGCACGUGUCACCCCGGUGGGGGCGUGACGCUGCGGGGUUCUGAUGGACAGCUGCACUCUCGAGCGCCCCCCAAGCCUCUCCGGAUCUCUGCCGUGUUCCCCAAAGCCUCGCUACUCGCCACGCCUUUGGACCGGGACGACGACCCGUCCGUUUUCUACGACGAGCUGGUCGUUCAGGUGCCUCAGUCCCGGCGCAAGGGUCACGUCGAUCGACUUCGGGCGGAGGAAAAGUGGCAGAGCCGGGCUCGGAUCACGGAGACCUCCUUCGGCUUCCUGGAGGCGGAAAACAGCGACGAGGCGGCGUCCCGUCUGCCGCGACUGCCCGACAAGGAGCAUUUUGAACGUCCUCAGGUGGAAUGGAGCUCGUGCUUCCAGCUGGACCGCUUCAAGUCGCUGCUGCUGCCGGACAACAACCGGCCGCUGGAGCCCAGCGUGCUGCUGGAGCUGAAGGAGCUCUUCGCCCGCACGGACGCCAACACCACCGCGCUGCACCUUCUCAGCGUGGACUGCCAGGUGGCGCGCAUCGUGGGCGUGACGGCCGAGCAGAGGCGCACCAUGGGCGUGGCCUCGGGUCUGGAGCUCAUCACGCUGCCGCACGGCCGUCAGUUGCGGCAAGAUCUGCUUGAGAGGCAUCAUCUGAUCGCCUUGGGCGUGGCCGUGGACAUCCUGGGCUGCACGGGCACGGUGAGCCAACGGGCCACGGUGCUGCACAGGUUCAUCCUCCUGGCGCAAGCUCUCAAGGAGCACGCCCACGACCUCUACGCCUUCUCGGCCGUCAUGAAGGCGCUGGACAUGCCUCAGGUGGUGCGGCUGCAAAUGACGUGGCGCCUGCUGCGGAGGAACCACACGGAGAGCGCCGUCCUGUUCGAGAAGACCCUGAAGCCUUUCAUGAAUUCGCUCAAUGACAGCGACGAAUGCAUUUCGGGGGUUCCGGUGGCCGUGCCGCACCUGAUUCCCGUGCUGCUGCUGAUGGAGGGCCAGGACCUCGCGGAGGACAGCCAGCGAGGCUGCCAAAUGCUCUUUGACCUCUUGCAGGCGGCUCGGCGACACGCCGCACAGGCACGCCAACACCAGGAGCACGCCAAAGCUCUGCUCGCAAGCGGCUGGACACCUGUUCCCGAGUUGCUGGAGGCCUUCCGGACCGAGUUCGCCCUGCGACUCUUCUGGGGCCAGUCGGGAGCGGAGGCGGACAGCAAGGAACGCCAUGAGAAGUUUGACAAAAUUCUCUGCGUGCUCUCGGAUAAACUGGAACAGGUGGACAUCAGACCCGAAGAGCAGCAGCAGCCUCUCAGCUGAGACCGUGGGGAAUAGCUUUCCUGAUCAAAAUGUGAUUUUGUCCGUCGUGUUCAAUCAUGCGAAUGCCAUUCAAUUUUUACGUGGACCACAGCCCAUCAAGGCAGUUGGACAAACUUCGAAUUUUAUGAUCAAAAUGUUUUUGUUAUGAUUUCAAAGAGUGGACACGUGACUUUUUAUGGCAAUUGUCCGCUACAUUAUGUUUCACCGAUUCACUAAUUCUGGACAUAUUUUGGACUGAGCCGCCGCCGCCGUCACACUACCAAAUGUUUUUGUUCGCUCGUGUACAUAUCGGCUAAUAAAUGUUUAUUUUUC